UGAAGUGAAGAAUUGAGAGAAGAAUCGCACUGUUAAAUCGCUCAGAAAAAGAAUAGACAUGUUUUGCUAUAAGAGGAUUUUUCUUUAUAUUCAAAUCGUUUGAAAAAAAAAGGAAAAUGGAAUCAAGUUGCCCUUCAACCCCUCGCUGGAAUCUCGACAGACCUUUUCUCACCGGCAGAUUUCAUCAGGAAAUAAAGGGGACAUCUCGUUUGGCAGCUGAUGCGAAGGGUUUUCCUUCGGAUUGUUCAGCUCUGGGUUGGAAAUCCAAUCGGUUGUUAUGAUGCUGCGGUUCAGGAACUUAUUGUCAUUGAUGAUCUCCUUUUUGCGUUGGUUGGAGUUGAAGGACGAUAUAUUUCGAUCAAAAGAAUGCAUGGAAAGGCUGAUUUUAGUUUGCAGAUUGAUGCAUCCAUGGAUUUAGCACUUCAGGAAUUAGCAAAACGGAUAUUUCCUUUGUGUGAGAGUUUUCUCUUGAUUGAUGAGUUUGUAGAGUCCAGAUCUCAGUUCAAGAAUGGCCUUGUCAAUCAUGCCUUUGCUGCUGCAUUGAGGGCACUCCUUUUGGAUUAUCAGGCCAUGGUUGCACAGCUUGAACACCAAUUCCGACUUAGAAGACUUUCUAUUCAAGGAUUGUGGUUUUAUUGUCAGCCCAUGAUGGGCUCCAUGCAAGCAUUGUCCACUGUGAUAAGGAAGGUUUCAACUAAUAAUUAUGCAGGUUCUACAGUGCUUAAUUUGUUGCAGAGCCAGGCUAAGGCUAUGGCCGGUGAUAGUGCUGUGAGGUCAUUACUAGCGAAAAUGACUCAUUCUGCUAGCAAUGCUUACCUUAGCAUACUGGAAAGGUACCCCCUGUACCCUGCAAUAACUGCAGCAUAUCAGAUUUUUGUUACUUAUGCAUAAAUGUCUGGAAUCUUCAAGUCUUUUUACUUUAUCUGGUUAUGUUUUUAAGAAUGUCCUACAUGCUUGUGUAUCUUAUUCCGCGCACUAUUUUUGCAACAAAAUAUAUUAUAGUUGGUGAGUGGAAAAAUGUGUUUCUGAGUUUUUGGUUUGUGCUAGGGGUUGUGUUAGUUGAAGGCUUGUCUUUCUGAGAAGGAAUGAGUGUUAAGCAGACUAAUAGCAUUUUUCCGAACCCACAUGUGGUCCGUAUAUGAAAUGACGGAAUUGCUUUGUUUUGUCUGGUCCUGUGUGU
Molecule: messenger RNA, 1180 nt
Organism: Hibiscus syriacus
Lineage: Eukaryota; Viridiplantae; Streptophyta; Magnoliopsida; Malvales; Malvaceae
Product: gamma-tubulin complex component 2-like
Exons: 9
Coding region: 220-891 (223 amino acids)
Biological process (GO): mitotic cell cycle; meiotic cell cycle; spindle assembly
Cellular component (GO): gamma-tubulin small complex; spindle pole; equatorial microtubule organizing center
Molecular function (GO): gamma-tubulin binding; microtubule minus-end binding
Source: RefSeq, a predicted model, not a curated record